Coturnix japonica (Japanese quail) is the source of this 2483-nucleotide messenger RNA. Its product is annotated as somatomedin-B and thrombospondin type-1 domain-containing protein-like. NCBI's taxonomy places the organism in Eukaryota, Metazoa, Chordata, Aves, Galliformes, Phasianidae. The record is from RefSeq and is a predicted model, not a curated record.
GACAUCUAAUCUAAAUCUUUCUUCCCUCAACUUAAAACCAUUUCCCCUUGUCUACCCUUUCAAAGAGUACAAGGGCAUAAUCAGUCACCAAAAGUCAGCGGGUGGGUUUUAUAAAUCCCAGCUCACUAUCCAGCAAGGUGUAACAACUGUUGUGAUCAAUAUUUUACAGCAAGUCUGUUUGAGAAGUUACAAUAAAGGCUUUAGCAUCCCCGUGAGUAGCUGAAUAAUUCACAGGAGUGGCUCUAAUCGCUUUAAGCUCUUUGCAUUUGAAAGUAAGCCCAAAAUUCAGAGUAAUUCCGCAGUGAGGUGCUGUUUACAGCCCCUGAGCCGAGAGGGGAUAAAGCUUCAAGGCCUUAACUGCUUCUCAGGUGUGCUGGAGCCCAGAGUGGGGAAAAGCGGUCUCUCUUGUCAUUUGGUUUGGCUGAUCUCUUUCACGAUGAUUUCUGAAGUGCUGGCACUCAGCGAGGCAAUCGUGCCCUGCAGCCUUACAACUUCGCACACGCAGAACCCCGCACAAGCACAGCAAUAUUCCGCCAGGAAAACAAAAGCAAAAGAAGAACCGCAAUGAUCCCAGCGCUCAGCCGGUGCCCGGCCGCAUCCUCCAGCCUUCAGCCCUGCCCUCCCGGCUCGGGGCAGCGCUCAGACGGGCGGGCCCUCACUGCCGCCCGUUGCCUUUCGCUCUGGGGGGCGGACCGGCUCCUUUUCUCCCAGCACCCGAAAGCCGUGGGGCGCUGAGCUCCGACAGCCGGAGCCGAACCUUCUCUGCCAUGCCGCGCUGCCCCGGCCAUACCACCGCGCUGCCACCACCACCACCACCCCCCCUCCUUCUCUUCCUCCUCCUCCUCCCGGCUCCCCGUCCCGCCGCAGCCGGUUGUGCCGCCGUGGGGCUGUGCUGCCCGGGCCGCUCCCCGUCCUGCCGCAGCACCGGCUGGCGGCCCGACGGCUCCUACGGGGAGUGCUAUUGCGACCAGGCGUGCGAGCAAACCCUCGACUGCUGCCACGAUUACAACCAGGCCUGCCCAGUUAUCCCCUGCAUUGUAUCUCAGUGGAGUGCCUGGAGUGGCUGUGCGGAGCCUUGCAAGAUGACAUACCGUGUUCGGAGGAGGCACAUCAUCCAGGAGCCCCGGAAUGGAGGAGAGGCAUGUCCUGCCCUGGAGGAGAGGGCUGGCUGCGUGGAGUAUUGGACUGAGCAAGGAGCAGAGUGUAAACAGUCCCUGAUCCCUGCAUUAAUAACAACAGGAGGGUUUGGAAAAGCAAGGAAAAAAAGAGCUGCAGCUGAUGGCCAUGAGAGAGUGGGGUACUGUGUGGAGUUCCAGCUUGUGGCCAUCACGCAGGGCUGCCUGCACAGUCACCACUCAUACACUCACUGGAUGCAGUAUCUCAGGGAGGGCCACACCGUCUGUGUGGAGUGUCAGCACCCAGCCUUAGAUUCUGAGAGUCUGCACUGCUAUGGGGACGGCAGUGGAAGCCAAAGGAAUCAGCUGUUGCACUGGCAGGCAGUGGGGAACCCUCGAUGCAGUGGAACAUGGAAGAGAAUUCGCCAGCUGGACACUUGCUCCUGUCCUUCUGUUCACAGCUUCUUGUUCAUCUAACUCCUGACAGUCCCAGCAAGCAAGCGCUGUGAUGGUUUGUCUGGCAUAAACAUGCAGUAGCAGUAGUAACCACAACCAAAACAAUGACUUCUCCACAGCAGAGGCUGUGCUGCUUACUUUCAAGAGUUUGCUGUCUGCAUUGGGUCACGCUGAAUGCUGUACUCCUCAGUUGCCAAAGAAAUCAGGCUGGCUGUGAAGUGCUGGUCUCUGUAUAUCCAUUCCUGUAGCCUCUUCUGCCUGAGAGAGGCCUUUCUAACCCCAGUGACUUCUUUCAGAUCACCCCCUCCCUCACAUAAGAAAACAGGAAAAGUCCUCACAAAUCCAUGUUUAAUUAUUGUUUCCUAAAGUCUCACUGUAAAUGCAACAAAAACCCAACAAAAAACCCAACAGCACAGAGUGAAUUAACUCAAGUGUGUCCUUUUUGUGGCAGUUGCAUUUCUUCAUGGAUUCUGUGCUCAUAUAUCUAUUCCCUUUCCCCUCCCCCCCACCUUCUCCUGCCCCAGAUCUCAUCAUUUCAUAUUGAUCUUCAUUCCAUAUCGACCCACAGUCUUACACAGGGUUGAUCUUGCACUGCUGAGAUAAUGACAAAACUUAGAAAUGAGCCUGUUCCAAUCUGUGAGGAUUGAAGGUACCAGGGGUAAAUGGGAGUUGGACUUCACAUUCCAAGGAGCAUCUUGGAGUUGCCCCCGAAUACAGCUCAGUCCUAGAGCUCUAAAUAGCAAUUCAUUCCGGAUAUACCUGUGGAGGCUAGCUGUGGCUUUGUAGGUUUGUUUUUUAAACUGGAAAAUGUGAAUUGUUUUCUUCAUGUUUUGCUGAUUUAUAGUCAUGCUUUUCUAUAAGAAAAUGGAAAUAAAAGAGACUGGAGAUGUUCUCCCAGUAUGAUGUUGCUUA